CUGGAAAAGACCAAGAACAGGCUUCAACAGGAGCUGGAUGACCUGGUUGUUGACUUGGACAACCAGCGGCAACUGGUGUCCAACCUGGAGAAGAAGCAGAAGAAGUUUGAUCAGUUAUUAGCUGAGGAGAAAAACAUCUCUUCCAAAUACGCGGAUGAGAGAGACAGAGCCGAGGCGGAGGCCCGGGAGAAGGAGACCAAGGCCUUGUCCCUGGCUCGGGCCCUCGAAGAGGCUUUGGAAGCCAAAGAAGAACUCGAGCGGACCAACAAAAUGCUCAAAGCCGAAAUGGAGGACCUUGUCAGCUCCAAGGAUGAUGUGGGCAAGAACGUGACUGGAGAAGUCCAAGCGGGCCCUGGAGACCCAGAUGGAGGAGAUGAAGACCCAGCUGGAGGAACUGGAGGACGAGCUACAGGCCACGGAGGAUGCCAAGCUGCGGCUGGAGGUCAACAUGCAGGCUCUCAAGGGCCAGUUCGAGAGAGACCUGCAGGCCCGGGAUGAGCAGAACGAGGAGAAGAGGCGGCAGCUGCAGAGGCAGCUGCACGAGUACGAGACGGAACUGGAGGAUGAGCGGAAACAACGUGCCCUGGCAGCCGCCGCUAAGAAGAAGCUGGAAGGGGACCUGAAGGACUUGGAGCUCCAGGCUGACUCGGCCAUCAAGGGACGGGAGGAGGCCAUCAAGCAGCUCCGAAAACUGCAGGCUCAGAUGAAAGAUUUCCAGAGAGAGCUAGAGGAUGCCCGUGCUUCCAGAGAUGAGAUCUUUGCCACAGCCAAAGAGAACGAGAAGAAAGCCAAGAGCUUGGAAGCAGACCUCAUGCAGCUACAAGAGGACCUGGCUGCAGCUGAGAGGGCUCGAAAGCAGGCAGACCUGGAGAAGGAGGAGCUGGCCGAGGAGCUGGCCAGCAGCCUGUCGGGAAGGAACACACUUCAGGAUGAGAAGCGGCGCCUGGAGGCCAGGAUCGCCCAGCUGGAGGAGGAGCUGGAGGAGGAGCAGGGCAACAUGGAGGCCAUGAGUGACAGGGUCCGCAAGGCCACGCAGCAGGUCGAGCAGCUCAACAACGAGCUGGCCACAGAACGCAGUGCGGCCCAGAAGAAUGAGAGCGCCCGACAGCAGCUAGAGCGGCAGAACAAGGAGCUCCGGAGCAAGCUCCAGGAGAUGGAGGGGGCUGUCAAGUCCAAGUUCAAGUCCACUAUCGCAGCGCUGGAGGCCAAGAUUGCACAGCUGGAGGAGCAGGUCGAGCAGGAGGCCAGAGAGAAGCAGGCGGCCGCCAAGUCGUUGAAGCAGAAGGACAAAAAACUAAAGGAAGUCCUGCUGCAGGUGGAAGACGAGCGAAAGAUGGCGGAGCAGUACAAGGAGCAGGCAGAGAAAGGCAACGCCAGGGUCAAGCAGCUCAAGAGGCAGCUGGAGGAGGCGGAGGAAGAGUCCCAGCGCAUCAACGCCAACCGCAGGAAACUGCAGCGGGAGCUGGAUGAGGCCACCGAGAGCAAUGAAGCCAUGGGCCGCGAGGUGAAUGCGCUCAAGAGCAAGCUCAGGCGAGGAAACGAGACCUCGUUUGUCCCUUCUAGAAGGUCUGGAGGACGUAGAGUUAUUGAAAACGCGGAUGGCUCUGAGGAAGAAAUGGACACUCGGGAUGCAGACUUCAAUGGAACCAAAGCCAGUGAAUAAACAAAUUGCUAGAGUUUUGCCAUCACAGCAGGAAAAACAAAACAAACGAAAA
This is a messenger RNA of Carlito syrichta (Philippine tarsier), 1715 nucleotides long. Its product is annotated as myosin-11. Lineage: Eukaryota; Metazoa; Chordata; Mammalia; Primates; Tarsiidae. The record is from RefSeq and is a predicted model, not a curated record. Gene Ontology annotation, cellular component: myosin complex. The transcript has 11 exons. Bases 365 to 1663 code for a protein of 432 amino acids.